Messenger RNA from Lottia gigantea (owl limpet), 1206 nucleotides. RefSeq lists its product as hypothetical. The record is from RefSeq and is a predicted model, not a curated record. Lineage: Eukaryota; Metazoa; Mollusca; Gastropoda; Lottiidae. Gene Ontology annotation, biological process: substituted mannan metabolic process. The coding region runs from base 1 to 1206 and encodes 401 amino acids. The transcript has 3 exons. Gene Ontology annotation, molecular function: mannan endo-1,4-beta-mannosidase activity.
AUGGUGGAUCAACAUGCCACCCACGAGACAAAGAACCUUUACUACAGACUGAAGAACUUAGCUAGAAAUGAGUCCAAGAUACUAUUUGGAAUGCAAGAAGCUACAUUGCAAGGUUUAGAAGGAGGACAUUCACCUUAUAUUUUGAAUCGACGACAUGAUGGAGUUGAAGCCUGGAUAUAUGGGGUACGAUUGAUACAAUGCGAAUAUCUGAUCAAUACAACAUCCAAAAAUCUAAAUUCGGAUUAUAUGGCAGAUCAAAAAUAUCCAGACGAGCUCUGUGACGUCAAACGUCUGACUGGUUCAUUUCCCGCCAUUAUAGGCUUUGACCUUUACAACCUCAAACCGUCGGAGCUGAAGACGACGAAUUUUCUAGGUCGUCUGGCAUACGAACGAGGAGAAGUAAUUUCAUUGGUAAUGCAUCACAACAACCCCAUCACUGGAGGCUCGGCAUGGAUAGAUCGAGACCAUGGCGACUACCACAAGACCGUGAAACGACUCUUGCCAGGAGGUGACUCAAAUCAUAAAUGGAACGAGAUUUUAGACAAGAUUGCAGCAUGGGCUCAUGGAUUCAAAGAUUUACAUGGAAAACCUAUUCCAGUCAUCUUUCGCUUCUUGCAUGAAUUAAAUGGUGGUUGGUUUUAUUGGGGACUGAACAAUGCUGUUGGUAACACAGUCGACGAGCUAAUAUCGCUAUACCGAUACACAGUCGUGUACCUACGAGACCAUAAAGGCGUCCAUCAAUUCCUGUACGCCUUCAGCCCAGACAAGUUCAAGGAUAAAAAUGAUUAUCUCAAAACCUAUCCUGGUGAUUCUUAUGUGGACAUAUUGGGAACAGAUUAUUACUUUACAGAUCACUGGGCUACAAAAGACAAUUUGCAGAGAUCUCUUCGAGAAUUAGUGGAGCUGGCAGAAGCACGUGAUAAAAUUCCCGGACUGACUGAAACCGGAUAUUUCAACAACAAAAUCAAUGACGCGCCUAAUUUUUGGAACGAUCACGUGCUUGACGUCAUCAAGAGAGAGAAGACUACACGGCGUAUUGCAUUCAUCCACGCCUGGACCAACCAAUGCUGGCUAGAAUUGGGUCACCCAAAAUGCCUUAUCUGGGUACCAUACAAGGGUCAUAAAGGUGCUUCUAGUUUCGUUAACAAUUUCUACAAAGACCCUAUAACAGUAUUCCAGGAUCACGUUCCUAAUUUUUACCAUUAA